This is a messenger RNA of Trematomus bernacchii (emerald rockcod), 863 nucleotides long. RefSeq lists its product as uncharacterized. Lineage: Eukaryota; Metazoa; Chordata; Actinopteri; Perciformes; Nototheniidae. The record is from RefSeq and is a predicted model, not a curated record. The coding region runs from base 261 to 698 and encodes 145 amino acids. The transcript has 3 exons.
AUCAACAACCUGUUUUGAAAGGAUCUGAUUGGACACUCAGGAUCAACAACCUGCAGCUCAGAGUGAUGUCAUCGUCAUGUGACUCCUAAACCUGAGGAAGAGGAUUACACCUUCAGUGUCUCUCAGAGGAAGAGGGGAGAGAGGGAGGACCACCUGGAGAGGGACUGCUCUCAGGUUAAUGAGGACGUCAUAGCUGAUUGACAGGUUGAUUGAUUGACAGGUUGAUUGACAGGUUGACUGACAGGUUGAUUGAUUGACAGAUGAAGGGUCAGGUGUGCUUCCUGUUCCUGCUGCUCGUCUGUCUGCAGAGAGCCGGCUCCCACCUGCCCCCCCGCCUGCAGGUACAUCACAGGUGCAUUCUGGUGGGGGUCUCAGGGUCUGAAGGGGUCUCUCAGUCUGAAGGAGUCUCUCCUCUGAAGGUCUCAGGGUCUGGAGGAGUCUCUCAGUCUGAAGGAGUCUCUCCUCUGAAGGUCUCAGGGUCUGGAGGAGUCUCUCAGUCUGGAGGGGUCUCUCUGAAGACACAGAAAGGUCUCAGGCGUCUCCCAGGUCUCUGCCGCCGGCUGAGGAGACGCAGAGUCACCCUGCUGUGUCACAGAGACAGGUUCUGCUGGAAGGGCCGCAGUGAGACCCGGUCUGUCCAGGUGUGUGUGUGUCCGCGGGGCUCCAGGUGCUCUCACUUCUACCUGCACAGCCAUUAGUACACACAGUACACACAGUACACACAGUACACACAGCCAUUAGUACACACAGUACACACAGUACACACAGCCAUUAGUGCACACAGCCAUUAGUGCACACAGUACACACAGUACACACAGUACACAGAUUGAGAGAAACUCUAAUAAAGUGGUCUUUAUUAAACA